AUGGCCGACGCCGCCAACGACAUUGACCUUGAUUCGGUCAUCGACCGACUUCUCGAGGUACGCGGAAACCGCCCCGGCAAGGCUGUCCAGCUCCAGGAGUACGAGAUCAAGCACCUUUGCACGAAGGCUCGCGAGAUCUUUAUCAGCCAGCCUAUCCUUCUCGAGCUUGAGGCGCCCAUCAAGAUUUGCGUCAUUCGUGCUUUGGAAACUGACCUUUCAGGUGACAUCCACGGCCAGUACUACGACCUCCUCCGCCUGUUCGAGUACGGCGGCUUCCCCCCAGAAGCCAACUACCUCUUCCUGGGUGACUACGUCGACCGUGGAAAGCAGUCGCUCGAGACCAUCUGUCUCCUCCUCGCGUACAAGAUCAAGUACCCCGAGAACUUCUUCAUUCUCCGUGGUAACCACGAGUGCGCGUCCAUCAACCGUAUCUAUGGAUUCUACGACGAGUGCAAGCGCCGCUAUAACAUCAAGCUCUGGAAGACGUUCACCGACUGCUUCAACUGUCUCCCCAUCGCCGCCAUCAUUGACGAGAAGAUCUUCUGCAUGCACGGUGGCCUCAGCCCAGACCUCCAGAGCAUGGAGCAGAUCAGGCGAGUGAUGCGCCCCACCGACGUCCCCGACACUGGUCUCCUCUGCGACCUUCUCUGGUCCGACCCGGACAAGGACAUCACUGGAUGGAGCGAGAACGACCGAGGAGUGUCAUUCACGUUUGGCCCCGACGUUGUGUCGAGAUUCCUGCAGAAGCACGACAUGGACCUCAUCUGUCGUGCGCACCAAGUCGUCGAGGACGGAUACGAGUUCUUCGCCAAGAGGCAACUCGUCACCCUCUUCUCUGCCCCUAAUUACUGUGGCGAGUUUGACAAUGCCGGCGCCAUGAUGUCGGUCGACGACACCCUGCUGUGCUCGUUCCAGCCCGCGGAGAAGAAGGCGCCCAAGUACGGCUACGGCGGUGGACGGCGUCAGUAA
Molecule: messenger RNA, 969 nt
Organism: Trichosporon asahii var. asahii CBS 2479
Lineage: Eukaryota; Fungi; Basidiomycota; Tremellomycetes; Trichosporonales; Trichosporonaceae
Product: serine/threonine-protein phosphatase PP1
Exons: 4
Coding region: 1-969 (322 amino acids)
Cellular component (GO): nucleus; cytoplasm
Molecular function (GO): protein serine/threonine phosphatase activity
Source: RefSeq, a predicted model, not a curated record